AUGGAAAACUCAAAUGAAACAUCUUUCAACCGAUUCUUUCUCCUCAGUCUUGCUGAUACCCCAUACCUAAAGGCCUUCAGCGUCCUAAUUUUUCUCAUUAUGUAUCUACUGACAUUAUCAGUAAACUCUCUGCUCAUUAUCGUGGUGAGAAUCAAUUUGCGGCUUCACACCCCGAUGUAUUUCUUCUUAAGCAACCUGUCCAUCAUUGACAUUGGCAUAAGCACCUCAAUAGUCCCUAAACUUAUCAUAAUUACAAUAACUCAGGAUACAAGUAUUUCACGUCUUGAUUGUGCUUCACAGAUGUUCUUCCAUUCUGCCCUAGGAGCAACAGAGUGUAUAAUCUUGGCUGUUAUGGCCUAUGACAGGUAUGUAGCGAUCUGUAAGCCUCUGCACUACAAUACAAUCACAAACAAGAGAUUCUGCAUUUCCAUGGCUGCUGCCUGCUGGGCUUUGGGUUGUAUAAAUUCUAGCUUUCAUGUACCGUACAUCUUCCACAUGUCUUUCUGCAGGUCCCACCAUGUCAACCAUUUUUUCUGUGAGUUACCUGUCUUUUUUCCUCUGUCUUGCCAAGAUACUUGGCUUCAGGAGGUAUCAAUGUACAUCUCAGCUUGUAUAAUUGGCCUUAUUGCAUUCAUAUUGAUCCUUUUUUCAUACGCUUAUAUAAUCUCCACAAUUCUGAGUAUCCGUUCCACGAAGGGAAGACAUAAAGCUUUCUCUACAUGUGCCUCCCAUCUCACAGUGGUCUCUCUGUACUAUGGGCCCCUGAUGUUCAUGUAUUUGCGCCCUCACUCCAGAAACUCUCCUAGCACAGAGAGAACUGUGUCCAUUAUAUACACAGUUGUGACUCCAAUGCUUAAUCCCCUCAUCUAUAGCGUAAGGAAUAAAGAUAUUAAAGUUACCCUACGAGGAAGCAGUAAAAAAAUGAUUUGA
Molecule: messenger RNA, 930 nt
Organism: Xenopus tropicalis (tropical clawed frog)
Lineage: Eukaryota; Metazoa; Chordata; Amphibia; Anura; Pipidae
Gene: or5do7b
Product: olfactory receptor family 5 subfamily DO member 7B
Exons: 1
Coding region: 1-930 (309 amino acids)
Biological process (GO): signal transduction; G protein-coupled receptor signaling pathway; detection of chemical stimulus involved in sensory perception of smell
Cellular component (GO): plasma membrane; membrane
Molecular function (GO): G protein-coupled receptor activity; olfactory receptor activity
Source: RefSeq, a predicted model, not a curated record